AUGUCAUUUCGAUACCCCAAUUUGUUGGCGACCCCCAAAAAAUCGCAACAUGCAAACGACGCGUGCGACCUCGAUCGCAUCCAAAAUGUCAGAGCUUACGUACGGGAUCGAUGGGUGUGCGUGUGUGCGGCGAGGGUGCAGAGGAACGUGAGGGUGGCGGUGGCGGUGGACGGCAGCGACAACAGCAUGCACGCGCUGCGAGAGGCGGUGCGGCUCUUUGCGCGCACGGCUAAAGAGUUUACCAUCAUUCACGCGCACAAGCCGCUACUGAACUCCGCACGGAGCGCUACCAAGACUGGAGUGAUGCUGUCAUGGCAGGAGAAUCACGAACGCAUGGAGCACGAGAGGCACGCUAAGGCGCAGCAGUUGCUGCAGCGGUGCGCUGCCUUGGUGAAAGAGGAGGUUGUCAAGCGGGGGAUGGGUGAGGGCGUGGUGGUAAGGGGCGUGGAUCUUAAGGGCGACCCUCGAGAUGUGCUGUCGACCCAUGCGCAGAGCAUCAGUGCGGAUCUACUGGUGAUGGGAACCCGCGGCUUGAGCAUGCUAAAACGCUUGGCUCUUGGGAGUGUUAGCACCCACUGCAUGCACCAUGCUCCAUGUCCGGUGCUGGUUGUCCCGCUGAAAGCCGACUCAACACACGAGCCCUCAGCACCCAAAGCAGAUGUCACCCAGGCAGCAGCGUCCGAAAUCGAGACCCCUGCAUAA
Messenger RNA from Closterium sp. NIES-65, 702 nucleotides. NCBI's taxonomy places the organism in Eukaryota, Viridiplantae, Streptophyta, Zygnematophyceae, Desmidiales, Closteriaceae. The record is from the annotation of a GenBank genome assembly.